AUGUCAGACUCAUUCUUCAAAUUGUUUGGCUCUGUCAAAAUAGUCCAAGAAGUGACUAAUCCCACAUCCACAUCCACCACCACUGUAAAUACAUUCAGCACUCACACCUCGACAACACUCGGAGCAUCAUCUCAUACGCUACAGCCUUCGAUCCCUGCCGCUACUACAACACCAUUGAACUUCAAACCACAGAAAAAGAGACAUCAGCACGGCAGAAAGAACUCUUACUACCCUUCCAAACACCUUCGCAAACUCAACAAGUUCAAACUGCAGCAACAACAGCAAUUUUCCAUCAUCAAAAUAUACAGCAGUGGCCAACUCAAAUGCAAAUCACAGAAACUAUUGUGUCUCUGGCCUCUGCCCACCAUCACUCGCUACACCAUUCUGCUGUCUCUCAUAGUCUCGGCACUGAAUUUCCUCAAUGUAAUCCAGCUCGCAUGCUCUUCGCCUACCUAUGUCAUUCAUCGGCUGGAAAUCUUGAAUCUACUAUUGUCACCAUUUUUAUGCAUCGCUUCUUUACCGAGUAUGCUCAUGUUUGGUUGGAACGUUUUGAUCCUGGGCUUGUUUGAGGAAUCCCUGACGCACAUGUUGGGCGAUACCAGGCGAUUUGUGCAGACAUUCAUGGGCAUUGUUGUGUCUGUGUGCACCAUUCGUCAAGGCAUUGGCUAUGUGUUCUCCAAGAGCACAGGAUGGGCAGUUCCCUCCUUAUUUUUCAGUGAUUCGUUGCAUGAAUGCAAUCAAGGCCUGGCUCCGUUCUUGUUUGCGCUGCUGGUCAUUCAAUCACUCAACAUUGACGACAAAUACAUUCUCAUGUAUGGAAACAACAACAAACUGACAGUGCGAAAAGUGACACUACAGUUUGUCAUGUGUCUGGUGAACUAUGCAGUGAAAAACAUCCUGUGGUGGUCAUUGACUGGAUUAGUGACAGGUUUCUUGGGCAUGAUUGUGAUUCAAGCAUGUCUUGCUCAAGACAAGCAUUGGGACAAUGAUAUGUUGAAUGAAAAUAGCCACGACCUACCGCCUGAUAUGACGCAAGGACGGUUUAGACCUUUGCCUCUGUGGAAGACGCUCCACAAUGCCAUCAAAAAGGGCCUCCUUGUGGUAGCCACCAUCUUGCCAUUUUUGUUGCUAUGCAACAGCUACUACACUCGAGAACGAUUUGUUGAACCCGCCGCAUUGAAUCAACUCUCUUACGACCGCUACCUGUUUACAUUUGUCAUCAUGACAGCACCACGUAGAGGCGAUCCUCCCUUUUUGACUCGCACACUCGACUCAUACCUUCAAAAUUGGCCUGAACAAGUGCCUGAAGCAGGCUCACUUUACGAUCGCAUACAAACCAUCAUCUACACUCACUUUACAGCCCAUGUUGAAUUUGAUCGUGCAAAGCGCUUGUUACAGUCAACACAGCGUGGCCAACGCUACCUCAAGUGGAUUCGAGAAGAAGGCGAUACGCUGGAUCAAAGAAGCCAUGUGUCAAAAGCCCUCAGUCUGGCUGCCGACAACUACCAAAGCACCUACAUUGCAUUAGUGGAAGACGAUUUCCCAGUAUGUGGAGCAAAGCAGUGGCGACAAAUUGAAAGUGUGAUUUACGAUGCCAACAUGGCAUCUCCUGGGCAUUGCGGCGUGUUUGUUGGCACAGGUGGAAGUGGCCUGUUUUUGAAGCCUAAAAUUGCCAAGCUGGCCUCAGGAUUGCUACUGAAAUACCCAAGCUUGCCCCCAGAUAUCAUCAUUCAACAGUGUUUGCUGGGCAACUUGAAAGAGUGCAGAGAGUGUAGCCAAACUCUUGUUACUAGCAAAACGUUGCUAAUGUAUCAUAUUGGCUACAACACGUCUACAAGUGCUGAUCGAUCCUACAAAAAGAAUGAAUUCCAGUGUGGUUGGCGCCAUCCAUUCAACGGUGAUCCAAACGUGAUAACUCUAUAG
Messenger RNA from Mucor velutinosus, 1923 nucleotides. RefSeq lists its product as uncharacterized. The record is from RefSeq and is a predicted model, not a curated record. The transcript has 3 exons. Bases 1 to 1923 code for a protein of 640 amino acids. Lineage: Eukaryota; Fungi; Mucoromycota; Mucoromycetes; Mucorales; Mucoraceae.